This is a messenger RNA of Setaria italica (foxtail millet), 1808 nucleotides long. Its product is annotated as serine/threonine-protein phosphatase PP1. Lineage: Eukaryota; Viridiplantae; Streptophyta; Magnoliopsida; Poales; Poaceae. The record is from RefSeq and is a predicted model, not a curated record. Gene Ontology annotation, cellular component: cytoplasm; nucleus. Gene Ontology annotation, molecular function: protein serine/threonine phosphatase activity.
CCGAAACAAACCCAGGCGAGUUUAUCUAGCUAUCCGCGGGCCGGUCGCGCAAUCUCUCUCUCUUCCCUCCCUCCCUCCCUCCCCGCCCCCUUCCCGACGCGCCGCCGGAAACCCUAGCUCCACCGAUCUAUCUCUCUCCAGCCCAGCCCAGACCGGGAGAGGGGAUGGCGGCGGCGCCGGCGGCGGGAGGGCAGGGCGGCGGGGGCAUGGACAACGCGCUCCUCGACGACAUCAUCCGCCGCCUGCUCGAGGUGCGGACCGCGCGCCCCGGGAAGCAGGUGCAGCUCUCCGAGGCGGAGAUCCGCCAGCUCUGCACCGCCUCCCGCGACAUCUUCCUCAGCCAGCCCAACCUCCUCGAGCUCGAGGCGCCCAUCAAGAUCUGCGGUGACAUCCAUGGUCAAUACAGUGAUCUUUUAAGGCUUUUUGAAUAUGGAGGCUUUCCUCCUGAAGCCAACUAUCUAUUCUUAGGUGAUUAUGUUGAUCGAGGCAAACAAAGUUUGGAAACUAUAUGCCUUCUUCUUGCAUACAAAAUCAAGUACCCUGAGAACUUUUUUCUUCUGAGGGGCAAUCAUGAAUGUGCUUCAAUAAACAGAAUAUAUGGAUUUUAUGAUGAAUGCAAGCGCCGAUUUAAUGUGCGGCUAUGGAAAGUCUUCACUGAAUGUUUCAACACUCUUCCCGUGGCUGCUCUAAUCGAUGAUAAAAUAUUAUGUAUGCAUGGUGGACUCUCACCUGAUCUAACACACUUGGAUGAGAUAAAGAACUUGCAACGUCCAACCGAUGUACCGGAUCAAGGUCUACUGUGUGAUUUGCUUUGGUCAGAUCCAGGAAAAGAUGUUCAAGGGUGGGGCAUGAAUGACAGAGGGGUCUCAUAUACCUUCGGUGCUGACAAGGUUUCAGAAUUCUUGGAAAAGCAUGAUCUUGAUCUUAUUUGUCGCGCUCACCAGGUUGUUGAGGAUGGGUAUGAAUUCUUUGCUGACAGACAGCUCGUCACCAUAUUCUCGGCCCCCAAUUAUUGUGGUGAAUUUGAUAACGCUGGUGCGAUGAUGAGCGUUGAUGAAACUUUGAUGUGCUCAUUCCAAAUUCUCAAACCUGCUGAGAGAAAACAAAUUUAUGGGGUCAAACAAAAUGUGAGAUGGUGAAGCCAUUCUGCUUCCAGCAGCAUUGAGGCUCUCCUAUGGAUGCAUCAAGACAACAGUGUGCUGGCGCCAAGCUUGAGGGCAGCAUUGGGCUACUUCUACCAGAGAAACCAAAUAAUAUCAUACCUAACUGUUCGCCUGGAAGUUACUCUUCAUGGCAAGUGCCUGAAUUUUUUUCCUCUUUCCUGUUACCGCGUGUGGAACAAUCAUGUAGCUGUAGAUAUAUUGAUUAUGGAAGGAUGAAGUUGCCAAAUUGACCUGAGGCGAUUUCCUUCUCCAGCCAGGAACAAUUCUGAACACCAAGGAGUUUCUGUUUGCAAGUUUCACUAUUUAAAAGCAGUUGUAUCACUUGUAUGGAGGUAAGGACUGAGCCGAGGCUGUGUUAUCAGUUUCUUGGAUAUGGAAUGCUGUUUUAGUUUCAAUAGAGGUGCCUAAACAUCAAUUAGGCUGAAGAGUUGAGCAACACUCAAGGAGAUGCUGAUGCUUGCUGACAACUUAUGAAAAGACGAUUCUGCAGCUGACUGUUUGGUUUUCCGGUCAGAUUAGUAUUCUGGACAUCGUGAAUUUUGAUCUGUUGGCCAGAUUAAUUGCCAAUUAGGCGUUUCGUGUCUUUGACUUGCAUCAUGGAAUUCACAUGUGCACAUUUUUGUUAUGGUGUGACAUGGGCGCUUC